AUGGGAUGUUCCAUGGUGGGCAAGAGGGUGGGCUCGACCUCCCGCCAUGCCGCACUAAGCCCAGCCCAGUCUCGCGCGCAGCCUCGCCCUCCUCGGCUACUCCUUCCUCCCCAAGCCCUCCCCCUCCUCCUCCGCCCCAUUCCUCCUCCUCUCCCUGUCCACCCCGGCCUCCACAUCCGCUCCACCCGCCGCCUCCCACUCGCGCCGCUCGCCACAUCCGACUCCUUCGAAUCCUCUUCAUCCUCUGCCGCCGCGCUCGACUUCGCUGAGCCCGGCGCCGCCGAGGAGUCCGACAUGCCGGAGGAGUCUUACCAGGAGGAGGGGUACGCACCGGAGGCUGAGGAGGAGGCAGCGGAUGAUGAUGAUGAGGAGGAAGCCGUCGAGGCCUCCGCGGAAGUUGCGGAGGAGGCUGAGGACGUAGAGGAGGUCGGCACCUCCUAUGAAAAGUUUGUAAAUAUAAUCAAUUUACCACAACUAUGAAAAGUUUGAUCUUAACAAACCUUUUGUAUUUACAAUCAGUUGUACCAUAGCAUAUAUUUAUUGUUGUUUCCCACAAAUGGUGGGUUUAUUCUAUUAGUCUCAACUUCAGUUCCUUUCCAUGCCUAUAUUGGUAGUAUUUCCUUGCAGUGCAAUUUAUCCUUAUAUUCAGUU
Messenger RNA from Oryza sativa Japonica Group (Japanese rice), 651 nucleotides. The record is from RefSeq and is a predicted model, not a curated record. Lineage: Eukaryota; Viridiplantae; Streptophyta; Magnoliopsida; Poales; Poaceae.